Molecule: messenger RNA, 933 nt
Organism: Botrytis deweyae
Lineage: Eukaryota; Fungi; Ascomycota; Leotiomycetes; Helotiales; Sclerotiniaceae
Exons: 6
Coding region: 1-933 (310 amino acids)
Biological process (GO): transmembrane transport
Cellular component (GO): membrane
Molecular function (GO): channel activity
Source: RefSeq, a predicted model, not a curated record
AUGGGUGCUACAGGAAACUUCAAAAUUACAAUUCCGAUUUCCGAGGAUUCGGAGAUUCCUCCAACCGAAGAAACCCAACUGAUUCCUGCAUCAUGUGCGCAGUUUCCAGGAUCCUUCGCUCCGGAUUUAAGAGAAGAUAAACGAAGAGUAUCAAAACGUAGCGGAUUCAGUGAUCGGAUUUAUAUAUUCUUCACGGAUGGAUGGGGUGAUGUAACGGUUUGGAAAAGUGCUUUUAUAGAAUUCGUGGGAACAACAUGCCUAUGCUACCUGUCUGCUUUUAUCAGUAUUGCAAUUCGAAAUUCUGACACUACACAAAUAGCGGCGUAUGUUGGCGUUACCAAUAUUUUUCUUUUGACACUAUUCAUAUGUGCGCUCGCUCCAGCUUCUGGUGGUCAUAUGAACCCAAUCAUCACUUUUGCGACGGUAAUCACUGGACUUACCGGAUUUCCAAGAGGAAUGUUGUAUAUGAUAGGACAGACCACCGGAGCAGCACUUGCGGGUGGCUUGAUCAGAGGAAGCUUAGGAGAUCAGAGAACUUUAAUGGUUGUCAAGGUCAAGAAGCUCUUCUAUGAAAAGGUGCGUUUAGUAGCUUACCUGAUCGAGUCAAUUUUGUCAUGUAUCAUGCUGAUUUUAUCGUUUGGUACUGCUCUUGAUCCCCGACAGGCGCAACUCUUUGGGCCACGCCUAGGUCCAUUCAUGGUUGGCUGUACAUUAGGCCUUGUGUCAUUUUCUAGUAUUAAUCUUGCACCUGGAUACCCGGGAGCGGGAUUGAAUCCAGCGAGAUGCUUUGCCUUUGCAGUUGCGAGAGGCAACUUUGCUUAUCAAUGGAUUUGGUGGUUCGGUCCGGUCACUGGAGCUAUAAUCCAAAGCUCGGUCUAUCAUUUUGCCCCACCAUAUCAUAGAGAAAGGGUAGAUAGAAGGCAUUCAACAUGA